AACUAUACUCAUUGUGAAUGGCACCACAAUAAUUGUGAGAAGCAGCAUUGCGACUGACAAUAAAUGACAGCUGGUUUUGUAAACAAAGUAAAAAACAAAAAACAAUAACAGCCAGUCAUUGCAAAAAUUUUGAGUUACUUAAGGAAUAUUGAAAAUGUUUCAUUUUAACGGUUUCAAUAUGGAAUUCCUGGAUAAUGGACGCAGCUUCCAGGAAACAUACAAGUGCUUCCCCGUUGCCAUGUUGCCCGGCAACGAACGUGAAGAUUUAGAGCGUGGUGGCAAAAUUAUUAUGCCACCAUCAGCAUUAGAUGUGCUAACACGUCACAACGUUGAAUAUCCUAUGCUCUUCAAAUUGACUAAUCGUGCACAAAAACGCACCACACAUGCCGGUGUACUUGAAUUCGUUGCCGAGGAAGGUAAAUGCUAUUUACCCUUGUGGAUGAUGCAAAAUCUUUUGAUUACGGAAGGCUGUCCUGUACGCAUCGAGAGUGUCAGCUUGCCGGUGGCAACAUUUUCAAAAUUUCAACCACAAAGCACAGAUUUCUUAGAUAUUACUAAUCCAAAAGCUGUAUUGGAGAAUGCUCUACGUAAUUUUGCUUGUCUUACCACUGGUGAUGUUAUUGCUAUCAAAUAUAAUAAGAAAGUGUAUGAAUUGUGCGUGCUGGAAACACGUCCUGGGAAUGCGGUCAGCAUCAUUGAAUGUGAUAUGAAUGUGGAAUUCGAAGCUGCAAUUGGUUAUGAACCGAAUAAGCCGAAAACUGAGGAACCCCCAGUAGAAGAACCACAAGAUCAUGUUAUGGAGGAGGUAGUUGAGACUUUUAAGGGGUCCGGUGUGCGUUUAGAUGGCAAGAAAAAGAAAGAUAAUCAGCUAGACACCCCUGUAAUUAAAAGGUUGCUCGCUCGUGGUGUGCCCGAUUACGAUUACAAGUUUGGAUAUUUAAAGUUCGACCGUUCUAUCAAACCAAUCAGCGAACGUGUUCCCAAAAAGGACGGUGAAGAAGAGGAGCCAGAGACGUUCCAUGGUCAAGGCUUUUCAAUGAAGACACGCAAAUUGUAAAAUCAUAAUAGAUUAUUUAUACUAUCAUAGUUUAAGAAACAUUUUCGAAAAAUAAUGCAAAAUAAAUUUGUUCAUUAAACUUUAAUAACCACAAAACUCAGAAUUGCCUUAAUAUUGAAUGCUCUUCUACAAAUUCAAAGUUAAAUUAAUAACUUCGUCCUUUUGCUUGGGUGGUGGUGAUGCGAGCGACAUUGCAGGCAAUUUGCGUAUCUUUCUACCAUGUUUGCCUUCUUUCCGUUUCCAUAAACCAGAGCGUGGGCGAUUGCCAAGUAGACGCAUGCGUUGAGCGCUACCAAUAUGUUCUUUAUUGUGUUCAACAUUUGAUAGGCGACCUAUGUUAUAUAAUAGUAAUUUAUUAAUUUGUAAAUUGACUUAUUUAAAAGUCUUAUUAAAGCACUUACCAACUGUGGCCAUGCAAGUGCGAUCAAAUGCAAAUUCACGUUUUGACGGUAACUGAACCACAACCUUGUCAUCGAAUUUUCUUAAAAUGGUGCCAAAUGUACCGGCGGCGUGUAUCAAGUGAAAGGGAUAACCGGGAUUUUUCUCCAGAUUAUGUAUGCGUGUACCAACUGGUAAAGCGCCAAGUGGAUAGGCAUCACCUUCAUUGGGACGUACUGUGGAGUGCAUGAAGUUAUAUUUUAAUCAAUUAACUAUUUUUAUUAGACACAUUAACACACCUGGUAUACGUGGUAUAACACGCGAAGUUCUUAUGAUGUCACCAACUUUCAUAUUUUCUGUUGCUAGUAUGUAUUUAAGUUCAUCUCCUACACCAACAAGUGCUACUUUUGCAGUGCGACAACCAUCGUCGAUUAUUUCUAUCACACGCUCCUCUUGUGGUGGUCCUUCCGUUGGGCCAUCCCGUACCCAUUUUACCCAAUGAAAUUUCUGUUUCAAUCCACCACCUAUACCUUUGGCUACCAAGCGACCCGUCGCUGGAUCACGUCCUGCCAAAUGAGUGAUCUCCAAUGGUUUUAUGGUGUAUUCUUCUGGGUAGUGCACCA
Messenger RNA from Zeugodacus cucurbitae (melon fly), 2058 nucleotides. It is a transcript of the gene Ufd1-like, whose product is annotated as ubiquitin fusion degradation protein 1 homolog. NCBI's taxonomy places the organism in Eukaryota, Metazoa, Arthropoda, Insecta, Diptera, Tephritidae. Gene Ontology annotation, cellular component: VCP-NPL4-UFD1 AAA ATPase complex. Bases 155 to 1057 code for a protein of 300 amino acids. Gene Ontology annotation, molecular function: polyubiquitin modification-dependent protein binding. The record is from RefSeq and is a predicted model, not a curated record. The transcript is spliced from 5 exons.